Molecule: messenger RNA, 4702 nt
Organism: Rhineura floridana
Lineage: Eukaryota; Metazoa; Chordata; Lepidosauria; Squamata; Rhineuridae
Gene: SOX8
Product: SRY-box transcription factor 8
Exons: 3
Coding region: 506-1924 (472 amino acids)
Biological process (GO): morphogenesis of an epithelium; peripheral nervous system development; enteric nervous system development
Cellular component (GO): nucleus
Molecular function (GO): RNA polymerase II cis-regulatory region sequence-specific DNA binding; DNA-binding transcription factor activity, RNA polymerase II-specific
Source: RefSeq, a predicted model, not a curated record
AGGGCCCCUGGUCUCUUUAAGAAGUCGGAGAGGGUCCAAGCCCCGCCCUGAUAUGCAGAUGAGGCCACGGCGGGCCUCCAAUCGGGAGUGGAGAAGGGGAGGGGCCGGCUCGCCCUGCGCUUAAAGAAAGUGGUUGGCCGGAUCCGCCGCUCGGCUUCUACUCGGGGUGGCGCGCUUGGAGACGCUGGCGGCUGCCGACGGGGCGCGCUUGGAGAGCUCCACUUUUUUGCGCGUGGCGGAACUCAGCGCAGAAGGGAAACCCGCGCUGUGGGCGAGGCGGCGGCUGAUUGCGCUUUGGGGGGGCUCUGCUGCUGCUGCUGGAGGUCCAGGGAAGCCUUCUAGCUGGGCGGCGGGCUUUGCGACGGUCCGCAUCGCGCGCCUCUUCACUCCGUUGUACGCCAGGGACCGUGCGCUCCCGGCUAGACUCUGGGCUCCUUUGCUCCGCUGCUGGGGCGCCCCGCUCUUUCCGGCCGCCCCCCCGCCGGCCCUCCGCCGCCCUCCGCCGAUGCUGAACAUGAGCGAGGAGCACUCCAAAGCCCUGGAUGCGCCGGGCAGCCCCGCGGGCACCGCCAGCUCCAUGUCUCACGUGGACUCGGACUCGGACGCGCCAUCGUCGCCUGCCGGCUCGGAGGGCGUCCCGGCGACCUCCGCCUCUGUGCAGCGCACGGGAGGGGGCGGCGGCGGCCCCAAAGGCGAGUCGGGCGACGUGGACGAGCGUUUUCCGGCUUGCAUCCGGGACGCCGUCUCGCAGGUGCUGAAGGGCUACGACUGGAGCCUGGUGCCCAUGCCCGUUCGGGGCAACGGGGCGCUGAAAGCCAAGCCUCACGUCAAGCGGCCCAUGAACGCCUUCAUGGUCUGGGCUCAAGCCGCGCGCCGGAAACUGGCCGACCAGUACCCGCAUCUGCACAACGCCGAACUCAGCAAGACGCUCGGCAAGCUCUGGCGUUUGCUGAGUGAAAGUGAGAAGCGUCCUUUUGUGGAGGAAGCGGAGCGCCUGCGAGUUCAGCACAAGAAGGACCACCCAGACUAUAAAUAUCAGCCACGCAGGAGGAAAAGCGUCAAGGCAGGCCAAAGCGAUUCUGAUUCAGGAGCCGAACUGAGUCAUCAUGGUGGGAACCAGAUCUACAAAGCCGAUACUGGUCUGGGAUCCAUGAGCGAAGCUCAUCACCACAGUGACCAUGCAGGGCAGACUCACGGACCCCCUACCCCACCUACCACCCCCAAGACGGACCUUCACCACGGGAGCAAGCAGGAGUUGAAGCAUGAGGGGCGCCGCUUAGUGGAGAGUGGCCGGCAGAACAUAGACUUCAGCAACGUGGACAUCUCUGAGCUGAGCAGUGAGGUCAUCAGCAACAUGGAGACCUUUGACGUCCAUGAGUUCGACCAGUACUUGCCGCUCAAUGGCCACUCUGCCAUGCCGGCUGACCACGGGCAGAACCCCACAGCGGGGUCUUAUGGGCCUGCCUACUCUCAUCCGGCAAGCGGCAGUGGGGGUGGAGCAGCCCAGGUGUGGACUCACAAGAGCCCGUCCUCCACAUCUUCUCCUUCCAACGAAUCUGGGCAGCAGAGGCCUCACAUCAAGACAGAGCAGCUCAGCCCAAGCCAUUAUAAUGACCAAUCGCAUAGCUCCCCGACUCACUCCGACUAUGGAUCGUACACCGCCCAGGCAUGUGCAACUACCGUGUCCUCGGCCACGGCCACGGCCUCUUUUUCCAGCACCCAGUGCGACUACACGGAUCUCCAAAGUUCUAACUACUACAACCCAUACCCUGGCUACCCUUCCAGCAUCUACCAGUACCCGUACUUCCAUUCCUCGCGCCGGCCAUAUGCCACCCCGAUCCUCAACAGCUUGUCCAUCCCUCCUUCGCACAGCCCCACUGCAAACUGGGACCAGCCGGUCUACACGACUCUGACAAGACCUUGAGAAGGGUGAAAGGAGUUGUUGCUGUUCUGAGGUCUUCCCUGCCCUGUCCCCACCAAAACGUGUGCACUACUCAUAUUCAAGAACAGAAUGAAGAAAAACACAGCCUACGAUGGAAGGAGCACCAUUUUCAUUGUCUCAAGUGCCUCUUGUUCUUCUGUAAUGACUUGGUCAUCUGCUCCAAAAAAUCUUUUAAAGUUUUUGAAAGACAGAGUUCUAUUUUCUUUAUUAUUAAUAAUAAUAAUAAAUAAUAAUGAAUGAAGCAUCUGGACUGAUGGUUUCCUUUGAAUUCAUGAAGGACAAUAUAUUCUAACUCCUCUGUGAGGACUUAAAAGAGAAGUACCACGAUUUGUUUGAGGGACACUGCAGAACUAUCAAGGAGGCAAAGAAGGUAUUCCAGGGUCUAUUGCAAUUUAAGGAUAAGUUGGCCUUGGCACAAAGAACCCAUGUAGAUUUAAAAAUCCUAACCAUUCAAUUAACAAUAUUGAGGGACCACUCGAGAAUCUUUUGGGACCAACCAACCAACUAAUGUCAGAACUUCUUUGAUUUAUAGUGGAGAGUUCUUCUUAGCAAGGUUUGGCUGUAAUUAACAUUUUUGUUGGGAAGCUUAAAAAAAGUGUGUUAAGCUCAGAUAAAGUCUUUUUGUUGUUGUUGUUUUGGGGUAAAUCUGUUAAAUAUGUAUUUAUGUUCUGUGUAAUUUUGUCUUUUUUAAUUAAUGAAGUAAUUCUGUGCAAGAAGUAGAUUUUUUGUUUUUGUUUUAAAAAAGAGGUUUUAAGGAGCAUAAAUGAGUGGAGACGAGAUGAUUUUCCUGCUUCUUGUUACAACAGUGCAGUGUUUAGGUUCUGCCCAAUCUGUAAGGACAAAUCUGAAAUGUCCCCCCAAAAACUAAAGUGGUAAUGUGAGGACUUGAAGGAAGGGUGAGUGUGGAGGUUAGGGGAAGUGAUGGAUUAAUUUUCAGGGAGAGAUAAAAAAUAAAUACUUAAUGAUAGUGUUUCCAUAAGAUUUGUUCACAAGGAAUGCCAGACUGGAAAUGAGGUCUGCCUAAUCUUGGAUGCUAUUAACAAUGGCUACUGGCCAUUCAUAAAACAGGAUAUAAAGCUGAUUGGCCUGUCCCUGCUUUUUCUCCCUAGCAUCACCAAUUCACAGGUGCACUGAACAUGGAGGUUCCCCAAUAGCGAUGGAGAGUCUGUCCUCCAUGAAUGUGCCCAUCCUUUCCCCCAAAGCCAUCAAAGCGGAUGGCCGACCCCACCACCACCACCUCAAGAAACAGUGACUCCUAAAAGUGACGAGUUAUGAAGAGGUGCUUAACAUUGAGCCUAUUGCCAGUUGAAUCCCAUAGGUAAUCUGAGUGGCGGUUCAUGGCUCCAAUUUCAGUGGCUCAGUGAAUCCAUUACGGGAUUUAGUCUGAAUUUUCAAGGAGAGCACUUUUGGACAGCCCCUUGAAAGUUUGGACCAAAACCCGCAGCGGAUUCACUGCGCCACAGACAUCGGAGCCUACAACCGCCACUGAGAUUACACCCCCAGGUACAAGAGAGAGAGGAAGAUUUGCCCCCCUCCAAGUAAGAUUGAUUCCCUAGGAGUGGUUUUAGACCAAUGCGUCUUGAGGAGCCUCCUGCUUGAACUGGUAUGCCUGAGAGUUGAUUUGGCUUCUUCAUGGCAUGCUUUGAUGUUUCCCCUUUCCGCACAUCAGCAAUUAAGUAGAGCUAGAUUGUCCAAAGGGGGUUCAGAAUAAGACACCUUAAUCAAAACUCAUUUCACGAGCUCAAUGCUUGCAGCUUCCCCGAUCAGCCUUUGCAUUGGUGACCGCUCUGGGUUGGAAUGCCUUGGCACAAACUGGCUUUGUAAGCUGGUUUCCUGGCAAGGGGCUGACUUCAAAAGUUAUUGCAUACGAGGGGGGGAAAGUCUGAAACCCGCCCGCCCACCCACCACCCUUAGAAGUGCUGUGGCUUUUUCAGGAUGGGUGCUAGCUUCCUGCCACUUUGUGUCUUGUGGGUCUCUUUUAAAAAAAAGAAUCUGACAAAUUCCUACUUAAAGUGUUUCACGUGUAUUCCUUUCUGGGAAUAACUGAAAUACAAGCCAAAUGUGAAUUUGGAAUGCUCUCUGUCUCCUUUCAGUGAGGCUACUCCAGAGUAGAUGUGGAAAAAGGAGGAAUGGUAGCCAGCAUCCCCUCCCCAUGCCAAUCAGUUUCAACACGUUAAAUUUGAAGGCCUCGUUGCAUUGUUGGACUACGUUGGCAGCACAGCUAGUUUUUGAGAAAUUACAAUUCAAGCAGAAGCUACGGAUUGAGUUUCACUUUAAUGUUGCCUAUUUAAGGACCAGAUGUCAUCAAUCAAAGCUGUGAAAAUAAAAAUGUUCUCCACUAUAUUUUGGUUAGUUUUUAGAUGUAGACUAAUAUUUCAUUGAUAUUUUGUUCCAUUGUAUGCUGAGCAUAUAAUAACCAUCCACUCUAAUGGUAACGUUGUGCCUUUUAAAAGAAAACUUUAUAAAUCUUUAAAACUUUCAGAGAUUAUCUAUCUUAUCUUUUCUAUGGUUUCAUAUUCUUGGGUUUUUGUUUUCAUUUUCCUGAAAGAUUUUUUUUUUUUGCAUAUUGCCUUUUGUGAAUUUGGGGGGUUGGGGUGGGAGAAUGGAGCAGGGGAGAGGAACAGAUUCUCCUUCUUAUGCAAUCUAUUUUUCUGUAAAGUUUGAAGGCCAUCAUUUGUUAUUUGUUCACUAGCUUUCAACUAAGUACUGCUAACUUUUGUACAGGUCCAUUUGAUAAAAUUAAAAAAAGCCUUUUAUUCA